CCCCCGCCUCUCCGCCAAUCACCGCCCGCCUGCUCCCCUCGCCGUGGGUCCCCGCGAGGCCGCCACCCCGGGGUCGCCGUCUCCGCCUCGCCGCAGUCGGGGCAGCCGCUCGCCCCUCUUUUCCAUGUAUCCGUCCAGGAUCCCACGACAGAUUCCGUUGUCACGUCUCCUUACAGAGUUUGAGCGGUGCUGAACUGUCAGCACCAUCUGUCCGGUCCCAGCAUGCCUUCUGAGACCCCCCAGGCAGAAGUGGGGCCCACAGGCUGCCCCCACCGCUCAGGGCCACACUCGGCAAAGGGGAGCCUGGAGAAGGGGCCCCGAGAGGAUAAGGAAGCCAAGGAGCCCCUGUGGAUCCGGCCCGAUGCUCCGAGCAGGUGCACCUGGCAGCUGGGCCGGCCUGCCUCCGAGUCCCCACAUCACCACACUGCCCCGGCAAAAUCUCCAAAAAUCUUGCCAGAUAUUCUGAAGAAAAUCGGGGACACCCCUAUGGUCAGAAUCAACAAGAUUGGGAAGAAGUUCGGCCUGAAGUGUGAGCUCCUGGCCAAGUGUGAGUUCUUCAACGCGGGCGGGAGCGUGAAGGACCGCAUCAGCCUGCGGAUGGUUGAGGAUGCUGAGCGCGACGGGACGCUGAAGCCCGGGGACACGAUUAUUGAGCCGACAUCCGGGAACACCGGGAUCGGGCUGGCCCUGGCUGCGGCAGUGAGGGGCUAUCGCUGCAUCAUCGUGAUGCCAGAGAAGAUGAGCUCCGAGAAGGUGGACGUGCUGCGGGCACUGGGGGCUGAGAUUGUGAGGACGCCCACCAAUGCCAGGUUCGACUCCCUGGAGUCACACGUGGGGGUGGCCUGGCGGCUGAAGAACGAAAUCCCCAAUUCUCACAUCCUAGACCAGUACCGCAACGCCAGCAACCCCCUGGCUCACUACGACACCACCGCUGAUGAGAUCCUGCAGCAGUGUGAUGGGAAGCUGGACAUGCUGGUGGCUUCAGUGGGCACGGGCGGCACCAUCACGGGCAUUGCCAGGAAGCUGAAGGAGAAGUGUCCUGGAUGCAGGAUCAUUGGGGUGGAUCCCGAAGGGUCCAUCCUCGCGGAGCCGGAGGAGCUGAACCAGACGGAGCAAACAACCUACGAGGUGGAAGGGAUCGGCUACGACUUCAUCCCCACGGUGCUGGACAGGACGGUGGUGGACAAGUGGUUCAAGAGCAACGACGAGGAGGCGUUCACCUUUGCCCGCAUGCUGAUCGCGCAAGAGGGGCUGCUGUGUGGUGGCAGUGCCGGCAGCACGGUGGCGGUGGCCGUGAAGGCCGCGCAGGAGCUGCAGGAGGGCCAGCGCUGCGUGGUCAUUCUGCCCGACUCAGUGCGGAACUACAUGACCAAGUUCCUGAGCGACAGGUGGAUGCUGCAGAAGGGCUUUCUGAAGGAGGAGGACCUCACGGAGAAGAAGCCCUGGUGGUGGCACCUCCGUGUUCAGGAGCUGAGCCUGUCAGCCCCGCUGACCGUGCUCCCGACCAUCACCUGUGGGCACACCAUCGAGAUCCUCCGGGAGAAGGGCUUCGACCAGGCGCCCGUGGUGGAUGAGGCGGGGGUAAUCCUGGGAAUGGUGACGCUUGGGAACAUGCUGUCGUCCCUGCUUGCCGGGAAGGUGCAGCCGUCAGACCAAGUUGGCAAAGUCAUCUACAAGCAGUUCAAACAGAUCCACCUCACGGACACGCUGGGCAGGCUCUCGCACAUCCUGGAGAUGGACCACUUCGCCCUGGUGGUGCACGAGCAGAUCCAGUGUGAGUGGGGCCCUGCUCUAUGCGUGGGGUUCUCACUGGGGUCAGGCCACCAAGCCUGGCCUCUGCCAUGGGCAGCAGCUGGGCCCCCCAUCCCCCGUGGGGUGUUAGGGGAGUGGGUGGUGCCGACCUUCAGUGACACCCAGUCUUUAUGCCCGGGCCUCCCACAUGCCCCGGGCUGGUGGGCUGUACCUGUGAUUCCUGCAGGGACCCCUCAUCAGGCCACACUGGGUAGGGCCCUUUGUCCAGCAUGCAGAGGCUCAGGAGUCCAGGCCUCUUGCCCCCGGGGAGGCCAGCAGUCUUGGGGAUUCUCAGGGACAAGCCCAGAAACAUCUAGAAGGGUUUCAAGUCCUGACCCUGGCCUUCGGAGGGCUGCUCUGAAUGGAAGCCCCACGUGGGUCUCACAGGAGCCACUGAUGGGCUGUCCUCAGAGCCCCGCUCCCAGCAAGCUCAUGAGGUUUUGCAACUCCUGAGCGCAUCCCCGGGCAUCCCCACCACAUCCCCACAGGCCGGGAGAGUCGCUCACAGGUUUUGGGUCAUAGAUGGCAGCCCUGGGCCUGGGGCCCACAGGAAGAUUUGGGAGGCGCCCUGGAGCCCGGAGCCUGCCCACUCGCCAGGCCUGUGUGCAGGGGGUGAGCGCUCGGCGGCUGAGGGUGGUCCGUGAGGGCCCCGAGUCUAACCCCAUCUCCCGUCCUUGGCUCUGCAGUGCAGGACCAGGCCUGGGCAGGCGUGGUGGGGGGGCCUGCAGGUAGGUAUCACCCACCCCUCAGAAUGGCUCUCAGGCUCAGAUUCACAGCCUCCUCAUGGCAAAUGGAGGCCUUCCAGGGUCCUGGACCCACCCCCAAGCUUGGGUAGGAGGGCUCCCCCUCUUAAUCUCACAUUUACUUGUGUUUGAACAUCUCAGAGAAAAAAAAAAGAUGCAAAUUCCAAUGUCAGGGUCCCCAAAUCAAGUCUUCCUGGAGCAUGUCCACGCUUGUCACCACCGUCUGUGGCUGCUUUCAAGCACGUCAGGGCUGCGUGCUCAUAACAGAGGCGGCACGGCCCCCAAGACCUAAAAUACCACCAGCUGGCCCUUGUCGGAAAGUCCCCUGGCCGGCCCUGGUCCACUGCCUCCGGGCCGGGCUGCCAGGGCCACAGAAGCCUGUGGCACUCAGGGCUCCCAGGGCUCCCUUCUCCAACAGUUGCUGUGCCUCGGUUUCCCCGAAAUGCAAGGAGCUGAUCUCAUCUGGGUUCCCUAUGUUUUCCUGGGGCUCUAAGUGGGCCACCCCAAGGGACCUCUGCCUACAAAGAGAGGAGUGACAGCCGUGGCAGAGUCGGGACGGGCUCCGAGGGCUCUUCCUCACCCCCACCUUGCUCACCCCUCUGUGCCUCAUGACAGCUGGUGUAGGGUCCUGUGGAGACGCAGGACCGAGAGGAUGUGUGGGGAGCGGGGAGAGAGAGGGAACGAGAUCUGUGUUAAGGAACUGGAUCAUGAGAUCACGGAGGCUGACAAACCCUGAGAUCUGCAGGGUGAGGCGGCAGGCCGGAGACUGGAGAGCCAGCAGUUCAAGCCCCAAGGCAGGAAAUUCCACCUUUGGUUGUAUUCAGGCCUUCAACUGCUUGGGUGAGGCCCUCCACAGUAGCACACGUUAUCUGCCUCUUGACUCUUGUGCUAAUCCGGAAUCCCCUCACACGCGCCCAGAACGACGUGUGACCAAUGCCUGGGCUCCCACGGCCCCGUUAAUCUGUAUUAAAAUUAACCAUCACAACAGCCCUGUCUGGGUAUGUGGCAUGGGAGCCUCGGCCAGCAUUAACACCGGGUCUACGCUUGCCAGGAGAAAGCAGGAGGGGUGAAGACAGAAUCAGGCCAGAGAUGGAAGCUGUGUGCUGCCCAUGGUGGCAAGGGGUUUUUGUCUGUUUUUAGAGACAGGGUCUUGCUCUGUUGCCGACUGGAGUGCAGUAAUGCCAUCAUAGCUCGCUGCAGCCUCGACCUGCUGUGCUCAACUGAUCCUUCUGCCUCAGUCUCCCAAGUAGCUGGGACCACAAGCGUGUGCCACCAUGCUCGACUAAUUUAUUUUUAAAAAUAUUCUGUAGAGACAGGGUCUCAAUAUGUUGCCCAGGCUGGUCCCAGACUUCUGGGCUUAAAUGAUCCUCCCACCUUGGCCUCCCCAGCACUGGGAUCACAGGUGUGAGCCACUGUGCCCGGCCCUGUAAGCGGGUUUGAAUUUCAUGCCCACACCGGCUCUGAAGUCAUGAGCGCCUCAGGAGCUCAGCCGGUGGGCCAGGGAAGGGUGUGUCCUGACCUGCGGUGGGUGGGGCCUGGCCUGGGGCCCGUGGGGCUCGUACGGU
Messenger RNA from Gorilla gorilla gorilla (western lowland gorilla), 4099 nucleotides. RefSeq names its product cystathionine beta-synthase (gene CBS). Gene Ontology annotation, cellular component: cytoplasm. Bases 223 to 2244 code for a protein of 673 amino acids. Gene Ontology annotation, molecular function: cystathionine beta-synthase activity. The transcript is spliced from 16 exons. The record is from RefSeq and is a predicted model, not a curated record. NCBI's taxonomy places the organism in Eukaryota, Metazoa, Chordata, Mammalia, Primates, Hominidae.